This is a messenger RNA of Plasmopara halstedii, 531 nucleotides long. RefSeq lists its product as uncharacterized. The record is from RefSeq and is a predicted model, not a curated record. The coding region runs from base 91 to 333 and encodes 80 amino acids. Lineage: Eukaryota; Oomycota; Peronosporomycetes; Peronosporales; Peronosporaceae. The transcript has a single exon.
AAAUGAAUAGGUCCUAGGCAAUAUUUGGGAACAUUGGUUCAAACGAAGUGAUACCAACAACACUUCAGAGAUCUUAAAGUGGACAACAAAAUGGACGAGACUGUGGUAUCUUGGUCGUGGAAUCAAACUGAAGUCGGCGUUGGGUACGAUAACUUUGAAUUUGUGGCUUUCAAGUCGGCGGGAAUUAAAUUUCCGAGUUUGAAGUACUUUAUGCCUUCUAGCCUUGAGACACUAUUCUGUGCAAGUAUGGUUUUGUAUGUAGAUCGCAACGUGCAGUAUUAUAAGAUGGAUGCCAAUCAUGCUCAAUCAAUUUCAUGUGUAAAUGUUUUAUGAAGUACUAGAUUUGCAUGAAAUUUUUGAUAGCCUUCAUCGCCUCUGAUUUUCUAUGUCUUAAGCACUACCUAAAUGAUCGUGUCACUCUUGAUAGUAUGUUUAAUUCUGAAAAAGAUUGGUCCAAGAGGCAGCAAAGUAAGUCUUCUUCUGACUCAAUUUCCCACCAAGAUGAAAGACGAGAGUAAGAUUUAAAAGUUC